GGAUUUCAUACCCGGCAACCAAAUUCAAAUGUCUGAAAAGAAAAAGAGCAAAAGCAAAAGCCACACACACACCCCUUUCCCUCUGUUUUUCACUUGAAAAUAGAACUUGCACUGUAUCAGGUCACCCAUAUAUGUUACCACAUCAAUUUCCUACAAGACGACCAAAAUCAAAACCCAGCAAAAAUAUGGGUUCUUGCAUAAGCAAAUGCAGUCCCAAAAACCACUUCCAAGUCGAAGAAGAUGAUCAAUUCUGCAAUCAUGUCCAAGACAAACUGGUAAUCUCGACCCAACCUCCUAAACCUACCACUCCAAUUCCUUCUCACCAUUCAAACAAGAUCUCACCCUUUCCUUCUUCUCCUUCAAAUUCCACUUCCUCAGCUUCUUCCUUCAGUUAUUGCCCCACCACCACUACUAGUAGUACUACUAAUUCUAACUCCACCAUCAGCUCAUCGAGCUCAACCUUGUCAAGCAGCGCUUCUUCAGUUUCGAGCAGUUCAAAGAUCGACAGAUCAUUUUCGAACGAGUUCUUGUGGUCUUGCUACAAAGAAAACCAGCAUAUAUCUCGCAUUGCUUCAAUCAAGGAAGCACAAAAACCAGUUGCAGCGGCAACGUUGAAAAAACAGCAGCAGCCGAGCCCAAUAAACAGAGGAAAUGGGUGUACUAAAACGACGCCGCAGAAGAGAGUCCGGACAAGUACUUCACCAACUCUGAAGCGACAGAAGAGCUUCCGUAAAGAGCCCGAGAAGCCCGUGAUCUCUGCAUAUUCUAGAAGCUUGAGGUCACCGUCUCCGAGUAGAAGGUUCAAUGUUUCAGAGAAGAACAGGGGAACAGUAAUGGCCAACCCGCCAAAAAAGGGCUCAAAUCUUAGGCCGGCUAGUCCGAACAACAACCCAAGUGGGUUAAUGGCUCGGCCUUGUUUGAAGAGUCCUGCGAGAGAGACACAGACAAGGAUUCACAGGAUCAGUUCCAAAAUCGAUGAAGUUGCUGUUAGAGAAGCUCUGGCUCAUGACCAUUACAUGGAGUCUGUUACUGAGGACAUUGAUAACCCUCUAAUCUCUUUGGAUUGUUUUAUUUUCUUGUAGAAUUUCUUGUUCAGUGUGAUAGACAAGUUUUGAUUUCCUUCAUUAAUUAUGGGUUUAGCAUUGGUUUGAAUGGAUUAAACCCUCCUGUAUAUUUGUUUGGUUUGAUUUCUUGGGUUGUACUCGCCGUAUAUUCUAUUGUAUCUUAUGAUGGUGUUCUUGCAA
Rosa chinensis is the source of this 1244-nucleotide messenger RNA. Its product is annotated as putative protein TPRXL. Lineage: Eukaryota; Viridiplantae; Streptophyta; Magnoliopsida; Rosales; Rosaceae. The record is from RefSeq and is a predicted model, not a curated record. The coding region runs from base 132 to 1082 and encodes 316 amino acids. The transcript has a single exon.